AUGAAGCUUUCGACCAUACAACUAACAUGGGAUCUUCUGUUGAGGUCUUCCGUAAUCAUAGGUGAUUUCAUUGUCGGUUUUAACAAGUUCAUUGGCUAUUCCUCCAUCCUUGAAAUCGAGCUUUGGAGAAUCUAUGAUAGUCUCACCCUUGCCUGGUCUCUAGGAUUCAAGAAGGUCCACUUUCAAACUAAUAGCACUAAAGCUUACAAUCUCAUUACCUCCCCUGAUGCUCUCAACAACCCUAUGGCCCUCGUGCGAGCCAUUGCCCUUAUCUCCUCGAAGGCUUGGUUCCUUGACUUUAUCUUAAUCAAGCGUGAAGCCAACCAGGUGGCUGACUCCAUUGCCAAGCUCCAAGCUAACGCUGAUGGCUCCUUGACCACCUUCAAUGAGGCUCCUCUUCAACUUACUGAUAUCCUCUCCAGAGAUGUCAAUGGCCCGUCUCACGUUAGGAGACAUAAACUUACGGCUUAA
Messenger RNA from Hibiscus syriacus, 471 nucleotides. RefSeq lists its product as uncharacterized. Gene Ontology annotation, molecular function: RNA-DNA hybrid ribonuclease activity; nucleic acid binding. NCBI's taxonomy places the organism in Eukaryota, Viridiplantae, Streptophyta, Magnoliopsida, Malvales, Malvaceae. The record is from RefSeq and is a predicted model, not a curated record. The coding region runs from base 1 to 471 and encodes 156 amino acids. The transcript has a single exon.